UAAUUAAUAAAGGCCUUUUCUCAAAUUUAUUCGCUUUAGAGAUAUUCAUUCUUAUGAUCAGUGUCUUGUAUAUAUGUAUAUCCCGAUCCCAAUACCUAUUCUUGGUCUCUGAAGCUGCAAAAUAUCGUUGAAAUAGGUCUAAAACAGAGGCUGAAUUGUUUUUGCAUUAAUUGGAGCCUAGGAUGACAAACAUAUUCUCAGUCCCAUAAUAUCCUUUUCCCUAGGAUAUGCCGACAUCCUGCAAAAUCGAAUUAAAUGUUAUCCAUCGAUUUUCUUCGUUACCAUCGACAAUUAGACGGUACAUUUGAAUAGCAUUCUGCCGCUUUAACAAUAUUCUUUCGUUUAAUGCGGAUUUAAUAGCGAUAAAAAACCACACAUACCACGUGCACAAAAAAAAUAAAUGAAUCUCCUAAAUCAUUCAGAUUUUAAUUGCAUGCCCACGCAGUAUUUGAUUUGUCAUUAGGGCGUAAAAAAAAACUGACACAUUCCGGCUGUCGAUAGAUGAUAACAAUCUGCCGUUGAAUUGCAAAUGGUUGAUUUCCAAGUUCUCAUUUCAUUAAAUUGCACAACGUCGAAGAGUAAGCUUUAGAAUGUGGCGGCGGUUAUUUUUUAAACUCGUAAUUGCAAUCAAUUUGGUUGGUGCGCAGAGUGGGGUCUUGAGUAACAUCAUGAAAUCUCUAAAGAUGGAGCUGCCAUUUCGGUCAAUUCUCCUACUGCGAAAUGUGAAGGAUGCAGAUACCUGCUGGACCCGAGAGGACUUUGACCGAAACAUCCCCAUCUUAAACAUGAAUGCGAGCCAUUCCCUUUAUCUGACGAAGAUAUUCAACUCGGAGCUUCUGGCCGUGGUUUGCGAAAACCGCAGUGAAGGCGACACCAUAAAGGCUCUUUAUAGAAAUCUACAGGACAUUCGCUAUACUCCAACCAUUCUAGUGACACAAUCGAACACAAACCUAAGUGAUUUGUUCGAGGAUUGCCGCUCCCACAAGAUGCUCAAUGUGUUGGCUUUGAAGGACUCUGAUAAUAAAUUUGUCUACAGCUAUCGGGCCUUUCCUCAUCUGCAGGUGGUAAAGCGCCGAGUGGGCCACAUUCGUCGCUACUUUGAGCCCCAACUCAGGAACAUGGAAGGAUACCAGAUCAAGGUUCUACCUGACAAUGUCAUGCCUCGAACGGUCGUCUAUCGAGAUGCCCGGGGACGUCGUCAGAUGACGGGCUAUCUUGCGCACUUAAUAAGGAACUUUGUCAGCACAUUAAACGCCACUAUGCACAUCUGUUGGGAAAAUGUGCCUGAGGAAGAGACCCCCAACCCGACGACUGUGAAUAAAAUGUUACAAGACGAAACUGUGGACUUUCCUCUAGUCCUUACCACUUCUAACGAAUAUAGCGAAUUCUCAGACCACUUGGUGAUGGAGAUCUCCAGUUGGUUUCUUAUGCUGCCCGUGGAGGCAAACACUCAACGGGCUCGUCUAUUCUACAGGAUUAAAGUCUACAAGAUGAUGCCCAUGGUAAUACUUUUGGCUCUGGUGCUCAGUAAUGCUCAGCGAGUGGAAGCAGGUUUGGGACCCAGAGUAAGUUUUGGUAUAGUUUGGGACUAUGUCAUACGUGGAUGCUUGGCGCAACCUUUUGUGCUGCCCCAUGGUCCCUCCUUGCGGGUGAUGUAUAUUUAUGGGCUUCUGCUUUUAUACAGCAUGCUCAUGUGCAACAUUGUCAAUGUCAGCUUAGAAACGUGGCUGGUGCAUCCACCUGUUGAUCGUCGAAUUCUCAGUUUCCAGGACAUGCAAAUGAAGCAACUGAAAAUUCUAAUUUAUAAACCUGAAUUUUCCGUCAUGAAGAAGGCUCUGAGGGAAAGAAAUCUGGAGCAGAAAUGGGAUAUCUUCGAGCUUACCAACUCCUCGAAAGCUUUCCAAGUGAAUCGCAUCUCCUUGAAUCCGGCUUAUGCAUAUCCUGUAACCACCACCCUAUGGCCAAUUCUAGAGCUAGGACAGGCCAAGCUCCCACGGCCCAUUUUUCGGAGGUCUCAAGAGAUAGUGUUUAAUCCCCGUAUGUUCUUCGCUCUGCCCGUUCCGAAGGACUCACUCUAUCGCCAGACCUUUACUAAAUUCCUUUUGCACACCCGCGAUAGUGGACUAUACGUAUUUUGGUUCAAGCGGACAUUCAAUGAGCUCGUUGUGUUGGGUAAGAUGAGCUACCACAUGGAUAACAGCACCCAGCCUUAUCAGGAUAUUGUGUGGGAGGACUUUUUCUUCAUCUGGCUGGCGUAUAUUGGAGGCAUUUUUGCCAGUCUGUUGGUAUUCCUUGUCGAAGUUUUGUACUUCAAAUGGAAACACGGAGGGCGCAACGGAAUAUUUUUAAACACGGACUAAC
Molecule: messenger RNA, 2361 nt
Organism: Drosophila pseudoobscura
Lineage: Eukaryota; Metazoa; Arthropoda; Insecta; Diptera; Drosophilidae
Gene: Ir60b
Product: Ionotropic receptor 60b
Exons: 1
Coding region: 591-2360 (589 amino acids)
Source: RefSeq, a predicted model, not a curated record